This is a messenger RNA of Pungitius pungitius (ninespine stickleback), 5862 nucleotides long. RefSeq names its product exportin 6 (gene xpo6). Bases 834 to 4289 code for a protein of 1151 amino acids. The record is from RefSeq and is a predicted model, not a curated record. Lineage: Eukaryota; Metazoa; Chordata; Actinopteri; Perciformes; Gasterosteidae. The transcript has 24 exons. Gene Ontology annotation, biological process: protein export from nucleus. Gene Ontology annotation, molecular function: small GTPase binding; nuclear export signal receptor activity.
GGUUUGUUUUACUCUGACAGCCAAAAGAGGAAGUUACGAAGCGAACCCUGUAACCAGCGAGCUAGCUGUACUCCGCCCAAAGCAUUGAGAAAGGCAAUAACAGGAACAAGCGCGCUUAGUGUUGCAUACUUUUUUUUAAAUUAUUUGUCAGAUGUAUGACUUAAGUGUGCAUUGCCACUCGCUUUGAAAUCACAAACGGUAAAAGGCAAGUUGUCGUGACCAACCGCCACAGAAGAACGUCUGUUUGACAGCUAGCUAACAGUUGGCUAACGAAAAGUAUGUCUUCAUCCUCCCUGAGACGCUAGUGAGUUAGCCAUCCGCUGAAACGUUAGCAGCUGGAACGCUUAGCUUCGACCCGCUUUACACAGAAAGCUAAUUAACGUUGCACGUUUCUACUCUGUUAACCCGCGUUAGAUGUUCCACCAAAAAAACAAAACGAUUCCACAUUUAACUGAACGGUAAAUGGAGUCAAACGACAAUGAAGAUACCUGACCAGUAGUUACGUUAGAUACCGUGGACGUUAGAUGGUUCAGUCUUUAGCCUAACGUCAACUUCGUAACUUUGGUGAAAACACGUUUUAUCCUUGCACUGUAAUAUUAACCCGGUGUUAUCGUAAAUCAAGUCGACAAGAACCGUUGCUGGCUAGUUGUGUGUUGAGGAUCGACCUAAGCAGGAGAACAUACCAUCAUGAGCCCCAUCUGCGGUUACGUUAGCCAGCAACACCUUAGCUAACGUUAGCUACAGAAUUGACGAGCCAGAGGGCUCAUGUUUUCUGUUUACUGUAAUUAAUCCGAGAACAAGUAGACUGAAGAAAGCAUCCGAGCCAGCUAAACAUGGCUUCAGAGGAGUCCUCACUGCGUGCACUGGAGAGCCUGAUGACUGAGUUCUUUCACAGCUGCACCACCAAUGAACGAAAGAGAGAAAUUGAGGAGCUGCUGAAUAACUUUGCACAGCAGACUGGAGCAUGGCGCCACUGCUUGUUCUUUCUCUCCAAUACUCGGAAUGAGUAUGUAAUGAUGUACAGCCUCACAGUAUUUGAAAACCUGGUGAACAAGAUGUGGAUCGGGAUUGCUUCACAAGACAAGAUGGAGAUUCGCAGCUGUCUGCCCAAACUCCUCCUCGCUCAGCACAAAUUGGUGCCCUUUUUCAUUCGCAACAAACUCUGCAAAGUAAUUGUGGACAUUGGUCGCCAAGAUUGGCCGAUGUUUUACCAUGAUUUCUUUACAAACACCCUCCAGUUGAUCCAGUCUCCAUCUCUGGCUUCACUGGGCUUGGUAAUGUUGAAAACCACUUCAGAGGAACUCGCAUGUCCUCGAGAAGACCUCAGUGUCGCCAGGAAAGACGAGUUGCGUAAACUUCUGUUGGAGCAGGUACCGACUGUGCUCGGGCUCUUGACUGGUAUUCUGGAGACCUAUUGGGACAAGCACAGUGUCAUAGCUUCCACCCCUCCUCCAUCGCCCACCUCAGGGGAAAGCGUGGAAUUGCUGGGCAGUUUGUUUCAGGGCAGUCAGUACUCAAAGCUACUAUGCCAGCCCAUGGCAGCGUUGGACAAUGAGAGUCAGCAGCUCUGUUGUCUUGUCCUGGAGUGUUUGGCUCACCUGUUCAGCUGGAUCCCUUUGUCCACCAGCAUCACGCCCACCCUACUGGCAUCCAUUUUUCAUUUUGCACGCUUUGGUUGUGAUCUUCGGACAAAGGCCAAGCCGGGAGCCUUCAUCUCCUCAAACUCCUCCUCUAAUGGUCAGCUUAAUCCGGGGACAAUGCCACCAGCGUCGAAUGGAGGAGGGCGAAACGGACAGCAGAGUGAGGGCAACAAGGUGGAUCGCGCCCGGCUUGGUGUAUACGCCAUGACCUGCGUCAAUGAGCUUGUGUCAAAGAACUGUGUUCCAGUGGAUUUUGAAGAGUAUCUGUUGCGCAUGUUCCAGCAGACCUUCUUUCUCCUGCAGAGGCUGACAAGAGAGAAUAAUGCUCAUACAGUCAAGAGCCGCCUCCAAGAACUCGAUGAGAGUUACUUGGAGAAGUUCACAGAUUUUCUGCGCCUGUUUGUCAGUGUUCACUUGAGGCGAAUUGAGUCCAAUCCUCAGUUUCCAGUUGUAGAGUUUCUUGGCCUGCUUUUCAAGUACACCUUCAACCAGCCUACCCGUGAAGGCUACUUUGCCUGUUUGGAUAUAUGGAGUAUCUUUUUGGAUUUUCUAACGACCAAAAUCAAAAGCAGACUCGCUGACAGAGAAAGUGUUCUAAAUAGGUACAAAGAUGCCUUAGUUCUUCUGUUGAGGGAGGUUCUGAAUCGCAUUCAGUUCCGAUACAAUCAGGCCCAGUUAGAAGAGCUGGAUGAUGAGACUCUGGAUGAUGACCAACAGACCGAGUGGCAAAGGUACCUGCGUCAGAGUCUGGAGGUGGUUUCCAAGGUGAUGGAGCUGCUCCCUUCCCAUGCAUUCUCUACUUUGUUUCCAGUCCUUCAAGAAAAUCUGGACGUAUACCUGGGUUUGCGGCAGUUUAUUGUCACCACCAGCACAAGUCGUAGACUUAACAUCUCGGCUGAGAAUGAUUGCCGUCGACUCCAUUGUUCUCUCAGGGACCUCAGCUCUGUGCUUCAAGCCGUGGGCCGCCUGGCUGAGUACUUCAUCGGGGAGGUUUUUGCUGCACGGUUUAAUGACGCCCUGGCAGUGGUGGAGAGGUUGGUCGAAGUGACUUGUUAUGGCUCUCAGACCAGUCUUUAUGACAUGGAGACUGCUGUGCCUUCUGUGCUCAAACCAGACCUCACGGACGUACAUGCACAAGCACUCGCAGCUUUGCAAGCCUACUCUCAUUGGCUUGCACAGUUCUACAGUGAGGUUCACACCCAAAACCAGAGCCAGUUCAUGAACCUCAUCACAUCUGCAGUAGAUGCCAGUAGCCCACUCAUCACAGCAAAGGUACCUGAAAAGUUGCUGCUCUCAGCUUGCCAUCUGAUGGUUUCCAUAACCUCUACAGUGCGGCCUGUGUUUUUGGUCACUUUGCCAGCUGUUCAGAACAUCUUCAACCUCAUUACUUCAGAGACUCAGACGCGUAGACUUCCCCAAGAGGCUCACAUGUUAGUCUGCAGGGCUUUGUCCAACAUGUUGUUGCUCCCGUGGCCGAAUUUACCGGAGAAUGAGCAGGAGUGGCAAACGCGUUCUAACAACCACGCCAGCCUGUUGGCAGCACUCACUCGAGAAUAUAUGGCAAUAAGAGGGACGGUGAACAUCACUCCACAACAACCCGAUCUGGAAAACAUGAAAGCAGUGAUACGUCAAGCCCUGCCUGUACUUCGAGAUAUUGUGGACAGCAUCUCUGGGGAAUCCACCAAGUCGCGUCAGAUCUGUUACCAGAGUCUUCAGGAGUCCGUACAAGUGUCCCUCAGCCUUUUUCCGGUGUUUAUUCAGCAGCCAGAUGUGACGGAUGAGAUGUUGGCCUUCUUCUUGACGCUAUUUCAAGCCUUGCGAGUGCAGAUGGGUGUUGCCUUCACAGGACAGAUCAUCCACACUUUCCUCAGCAUGUUCACCAGGGAACAGCUGACAGCCAGUAUUUUGCAAGAAGGCAGUGCGGGAUGCAGAGUGGUGCAGAAGUUCCUGAAAAUCCUCCAGGUGGUGGUGCAAGAGCCCGGUCAAGCCUUCAAGCCCUUCCUACCCAACAUCCUCUCCUUGUGCAUGGAGCAGGUUUACCCAGUUGUGGCAGAGCGGUCUUCCCCGGACGUCAAGGCAGAGUUGUUUGAGUUGCUAUACCAAAUACUUCACCAAAACUGGAGGUACUUCUUUAAAACGUCGGUCUUAACAAGUGUCCAAAGAGGAGCCGCGGAGGACACCAUGGAAAAUGAGGCCCAGUUCACAGCUGCCAUGCAGGCUUUUGGACAGUCUUUCCUGCAACCGGACAUUCACAUCUUCAAGCAGAAUCUCUGUUAUUUGGAAUCACUCAACAGCAAGCACAAGUUGUAUCACAGAAAGCUUUUCCGGACCUCGAUGCUCUUCCACUUCAUCAACGUGCUGCUGCAGGUCCUUCUUCACAAGAGUCACGACCUUCUUCAGGAGGAAAUCACGCUCGCUAUUUACAACAUGGCCUCUGUCGACUUCGAUGCCUUCUACUCGGCCUUCAUGCCAGAGUUCCUCAACGGCUGUCAGGGUGUGGACUCCGGCCAACGAGCUGUUCUAGCGCGCAAUUUCAAGCUUGAACGGGACCUGCCUUCGUUCACUCAAAGUGUGCACAGACUGGUGAAUGACCUUCGCUACUACAGACUGUGUAAUAGUAGCCUGCCGACUGGCACCAUCAAGCUAUAGCACAAUGAGUGCUUGAACCACUCCAUACAUCAACUAUGAUCUUCAAGGACUGCCUGUGCUGACCACUUUCCGUACGCUCCUCCUCCAAUCCAGCAUUGCACCAACUGUUAAGAGUCAUAGGAAGGAACCACACGCAUCGUAUCGUUGAGAAAUUGGAAGUUGUGGAUGCUGCUGAUGUAUUUCUUUGAUGUCUACUGUAGUAAGUCGGCGCAUAAUUUUUUUAAAAAGCGUUUUAGCAGCGUCCUCCCAAUGUGUUGCCAAUGAUAUUUUGGCAAGAAAAGAAACCCGGUCUGCAGUUGGCUUUCGCCCAGACCUGGAGCAAUCUGAGCCAGGCCUUCUUUCCCACGCGUCGGCCACCAAGCUGGUCUGGGACUGAGCACUUUCAACUCAUUUUGAGUUUUUAAAAUGUCUGCUUUUAUUCAUUUUGCCUUUUCAUCUCCAAAGGAGACUGAUUCUCAACCUAAGAUCUUUCAUAUCAUUCCAUUCUGAUAAAGAGAAACUUGCUUGAUUUAAUAAAGUGCUUUUUUAGUAAAAAAAUUCAGGGAUUGAUGAAUUCAUGUCUAUUUUAAUCUAUGUGCCCAAACUUUGCAGUGUUGUGACUGUAUUGAAUAAUGGUUGUGUAGAGAUUUGAGACUUGACUGUAUGUUAACGCUGUACCUCAUGCACCCAUAAUCAAAUGGUAGUUUCCAGUCCCUACGGGACUAAUGGAUAAUGCAAAUUAAUUUUUAAUUUUGAUUAAAAAAAAAGUUGUCUGAAGACCGGAAGCAUCAACACGGGAAGAACAAAUGUAUCCUUGCAGGUGAAACACCUCAGCAAACAUUCAAAGUUAUCUUUUCUGUAUGUCCCUCUUUGAGGAAUGGGACAUCUGUUCUUGUCUCUCUCAAUGCUGAAUGCAAAUACUGGUUCCAGUAUGAUGUCAACUGAACAUGUAAGUGAGCUAUGAUAUUAAAGAAACUUCCUGCAGGCUAAUCUGACAGUAAAACCUUUUGAUGAAAAAAUCUCAAUGACUAGUUGAUUCUAAUUAAAUACUAAUUGGAUCUUCCAUGCAGAAGAAAAACAAUUAUCAUUGGUAAAGGUGACAAAGCGUCCGUUAAAACCAAACAUCAGUGACAGUUUGACCUGAACCCCUAAUUGAGCCAGGUGGCUAAUGAGCAGGUGAUAAGCAAGCAGAGACUUGAUUGACACAUGGUCGUAAGAAAAGUACUUUGUUACUGUGAAGGACUAGAAAGGCGUCAUCCGAAUGUAUCUCCAGAGAUCAUUGGAAGAUGUUCAAUCUUUGCCACUUGAAUGUUCCACACGUUUGACUUGUCUGAGACUAGAACCCUGCACUGCUUUGCAAAUGUGUGGAGGUUAAAGUGUUUGAAGAAAUACAAAUUUGAUUUACAUUUGGGGAAAAGUGUAAGCGAUUAGUUUUACAUCUUUGUUUCUUGCAAUUAAUCGAAAUGUGGUGUUAAUAGUUUGGAUAUGAACUAGAGAACUUCAAUAAUGUUCUCAUGAUUAAUUCAGGCCUACACGUUAAAAAAAGUGAAUUAUUCGUUGCUAGAAUAUUUGUUUUUUUCCGAAUAGAAAAAAA